Molecule: messenger RNA, 5735 nt
Organism: Procambarus clarkii (red swamp crayfish)
Lineage: Eukaryota; Metazoa; Arthropoda; Malacostraca; Decapoda; Cambaridae
Product: agrin
Molecular function (GO): protein binding
Source: RefSeq, a predicted model, not a curated record
GUCGAGGCGAGUGGUUGCUCGCGCUCCUUCCUCUCUCUCGUCACCUCUGUGUCGGUGGUGUGUGUGUAUGUGUGUGAAUCAGGUGGAUAUUAUUCACACACACAUACAUACAUACAUACGCGCGCGUACAUACACGGGCUACUCAACCUGGUGUAUAAAAAGGAAGGCAGCAGUCGAAAGGUUAAACAAUGCAGGUGCUGCUGCUUAUAAUGCUGGGGACUGUAUGUUCCCAGCUAGCAGGUGGGCUUAAUUUAUAUUAUCUACCUCCUCAACAAGCCAGAAUACCAGAACCAGCUUCAACGACACCGCCAGUAGCCUCUACAGGAGCUCCCAUAGAGACAACUUCCUCAACGCCUAAAGUAGAAGCCCCGCCACCUGAAGAAGUAUCCCAGCCGGCCGAAGGAGCCCCGCCACCUGAAGAAGUAUCCCAGCCGGCCGAAGGAGCCCCGCCACCUGAAGAAGUAUCCCAGCCGGCCGAAGGAGCCCCGCCACCUGAAGAAGUAUCCCAGCCGGCCGAAGGAGCCCAGCCAUCUGAAGAAGUAUCCCAGCCGGCCGAAGGAGCCCAGCCAUCUGAAGAAGUAUCCCAGCCGGCCGAAGGGGCCCUGUCGCCUGAGCCGUGCUCAGAGCUAUGUCCUUUCAACUAUGACCCCGUCUGCGGCAGCGACGAGGUCACAUACACCAACCCCUGCUCCUUUAACAACGCUGUCUGCCGGAACCCGGACAUCGUCAAGAGUUACCACGGCCCUUGUGUGCCGUUUCUAUUUGAUGCCGUCGUCCGAAUCGGUACAACGUCGCCGAGGCCUGACGGAGGCGCUGUAGCAGGCGGCGACAACGACGUCUCCCCUGCGUGUCGCGCCGCCUGCACCCGGAUCUACCUGCCUCUGUGUGCCAGCAACGGAAAGACUUACAACAACAGAUGCACUUAUGAGCUGGAUUCCUGUCUGUCUCAGCAAGCAGGGGGACCCCCCAUCACCGUGGUAGCUGAAGGACCUUGUGAUGAUACCGUCAUUAGUCCUGGAGCCUUGGAUCCUGUUCAUGCUGAAGUCGGGGAAUCAGUUCCUCCUGGAGUACAGGAUCCCAUUGGUUCUGGAGCAGGGGAUUCUAUUGUUCCUGGAAUAGACCCAGUAGUUGAGGUUCCUGCUGUCCCGGGAGCUGAGACUCCCGUUUCUCCUGCUGGAGGAGCUCCAGCUUCCUCCUGCAAGGAGAACUGCCAGAAGAUCUACAUUCCCGUGUGUGGCAGCGACGGCGUCACCUACAACAACCCGUGUAUCCUGGGGGAGGCCCACUGCAAGAGUCUGGAGGCCGGCGGCAGCGGCGUCGCCCUCGCCUACGACGGCGUCUGUGAGCAGAGUACAGGGCCAGAAGCCGUGCCAUCAGAACAGGUGCCAGGGACCCCGAGCGACCCCAAGGUGGACUCCAGGGUCACCCCAGCCCCUGCCUCAUCCUGCCCUGAGCAGUGCACCAGGAUCUUCACGCCCGUGUGUGGCAGCGACGGCGUCACCUACAAAAACCCGUGUAUCCUGGGGGAGGCCCACUGCAAGAGUCUGGAGGCCGGCGGCAGCGGCGUCGCCCUCGCCUACGACGGCGUCUGUGGGAGACCGAUCGUCCCGGGACAGGAACCAUCAGGACAGGUGCCAGGGGCCCCUAGCGACCCAAAGGUGGACACCAGGGUCACCCCAGCCUCCUCCUGCCCUGAGCAGUGCACCAGGAUCUUCACGCCCGUGUGCGGCAGCGACGGCGUCUCCUACAACAACCUGUGUUUACUGGAGAUCGCAGACUGUAGGAGCAGAGAAGCUGGAGGGACCGGCGUCGUGGCUGUGUCUGAUGGCUACUGUGGAGAACCUGUUGUCCCUGGAGCUGUAGAUCCUGUUGGACCCGUAGCUGUAGAUCCUGUUGGACCCGGAGUUGAGGCUCCCGUUUCUCCUGCUGGAGGAGCUCCAGUGUCCUCCUGCGUUAAAAGCUGCCAGAAGAUCUACAUUCCCGUGUGUGGCAGCGACGGCGUCACCUACAACAACCCGUGUAUCCUGGGGGAGGCCCACUGCAAGAGUCUGGAGGCCGGCGGCAGCGGCGUCGCCCUCGCCUACGACGGCGUCUGUGGGAGACCGAUCGUCUCGGGACAGGAGCCAUCAGGACAGGUGCCAGGGGCCCCUAGCGACCCCAAGGUGGACACCAGGGUCACCCCAGCCCCUGCCUCCUCCUGCCCUGAGCAGUGCACCAGGAUCUUCACGCCCGUGUGCGGCAGCGACGGCGUCUCCUACAACAACCUGUGUUUACUGGAGAUCGCAGACUGUAGGAGCAGAGAAGCUGGAGGGACCGGCGUCGUGGCUGUGUCUGAUGGCUACUGUGGAGAACCUGUUGUCCCUGGAGCUGUAGAUCCUGUUGGACCCGUAGCUGUAGAUCCUGUUGGACCCGGAGUUGAGGCUCCCGUUUCUCCUGCUGGAGGAGCUCCAGCGUCCUCCUGCGUUAAAAGCUGCCAGAAGAUCUACAUUCCCGUGUGUGGCAGCGACGGCGUCACCUACAACAACCCGUGUAUCCUGGGGGAGGCCCACUGCAAGAGUCUGGAGGCCGGCGGCAGCGGCGUCGCCCUCGCCUACGACGGCGUCUGUGAACGACCAAUCGUCUCGGGACAGGAGCCAUCAGGACAGGUGCCAGGGGCCCCUAGCGACCCCAAAGUGGACACCAGGGUCACCCCAGCCCCUGCCCCCUCCUGCCCUGAGCAGUGCACUAGGAUCUUCACGCCCGUGUGCGGCAGCGACGGCGUCUCCUACAACAACCUGUGUUUACUGGAGAUCGCAGACUGUAGGAGCAGAGAAGCUGGAGGGACCGGCGUCGUGGCUGUGUCUGAUGGCUACUGUGCUGACGGAGUCCAGGUCGACGCUCUUCCUCCAGCUGGCGGAGCUUCCCCCGUCGACGCUACAUCUUCUGCAGGUGAACCAGAAGGGUCUGAACUCCUGCCGGGCAUUGUCGACAUUCGGGUGUUCGUGCCGCAGUGCGUCGACAACUGCACGCAGGAGGUGACGCCGGCGUGUGGCAGCAACGGCCACACCUACACCAACCUCUGUUUACUGUUGCUCGCUGACUGUUAUAACAGGGAGUCGGGAGGAACAGGGGUCCAGGAGAGGGACUCCAGCUUCUGCGAGAGACCGAUCGUCUCGGGACAGGAGCCAUCAGGACAGGUGCCAGGGGCCCCUAGCGACCCCAAGGUGGACUCCAGGGUCACCCCAGCCAUUGCCUCCUCCUGCCCUGAGCAGUGCACCAGGAUCUUCACGCCCGUGUGCGGCAGCGACGGCGUCUCCUACAACAACCUGUGUUUACUGGAGAUCGCAGACUGUAGGAGCAGAGAAGCUGGAGGGACCGGCGUCGUGGCUGUGUCUGAUGGCUACUGUGGAGAACCUGUUGUCCCUGGAGCUGUAGAUCCUGUUGGACCCGUAGCUGUAGAUCCUGUUGGACCCGUAGCUGUAGAUCCUGUUGGUCCCGUAGCUGUAGAUCCUGUUGGUCCCGUAGCUGUAGAUCCUGUUGGUCCGGGAGUUGAAGCUCCCGUUUCUCCUGCUGGAGGAGCUCCAGCGUCCUCCUGCAAUAAGAGCUGCCAGAAGAUCUACAUUCCCGUGUGUGGCAGCGACGGCGUCACCUACAACAAUCUGUGUUUACUGGAGAUCGCAGACUGUAGGAGCAGAGAAGCUGGAGGGACCGGCGUCGUGGCUGUGUCUGACGGCCGCUGUGGAGUCCCAGUAGUAGAAGACGACAAAGGGGAGGCGAUAACGUCCUCUUCUACAGGAGUUGCUGAGGAAGGUACUAAGGUAGAGGAAGUUCCGGCUUACAUUCCCCCAGUGCGCACCUCCACCACCUCCUGCCAAAGUGACUGCACGAACCUUCAGGAGCCCGUGUGUGGCUCUGAUGGCGUCACCUAUGAGAACGAGUGCAUCCUGGACGUAGCCAGCUGCAGGCGCCGGGAGGACGGCGGCGAGGGGAUCUACAUCGUCAGCGGCGGUUCUUGUGAUGACAUCAAGUCACCAGUUGAAGUUGAUAAAGCAACAGCCUGUCGAGAGCAGUGUACGAAAAUCUACCUUCCGGUCUGCGGCAGUGACGGCAACACGUACGACAAUGAAUGUCUUUUGGAUGUUGUCAAUUGCAAGAGAUGGGAGGAAGGCGAGAAGGGCAUCUACAUCAUCCACGAGGGGCGCUGUGAGGAUGAAGGCAUUGGAGACCUUGCAGUACCUUCUGUGCCUGAUCAGUCGCUAGCAGCACCCAUAGACUCGCCAUCAGAAACCAUUCCAUCCCCAUCCGUGCCAGUUGAGUCUCCCCUUCUGGCGUCUCUGGGCGUAUCCUACAGCGCCUCUACGUCCCCGUGCCCGGAGCAGUGUGCCGAAGAUUACUCUCCUGUCUGUGGUACCGACAACCUGACGUAUGACAGCCAUUGCGUCCUGGAGGAGACCAGCUGCAGGAGACGGUCAGCGGGAGAUGAUAUAAUCAGAAAGGCUUUCGAUGGACCCUGCGUGGCCGCCCUGCCCCGAGGCCCAGUGUGUGACAGGAGAUGUGACGGCGGUGUGGCGCUAGUGUGUGGCAGUGACGGAGAGACCUACAACAGUCGCUGUCUCCUGGAACACGCCGACUGUCUCAACCCUUUCGCCACCAUCGCUUUUGUGAAGGACGGCCCUUGUGAUUCAUCAAUAACACUUCUGGAAUUAUCGUCAUCGUCAUCAUCAGAGGACGAUUCCGAUACUGAGGACGUAGCGUUUCCCCACCUUGGUUACCUCCCUCCAUUUUAGACAGCAAGAGCCGCACGUUCCUAUCUCCUUCAGGGGACUGUGUACAUUGCUUUAUCUUCAACGAUAGGUGCAAGAGACCAAGAGGUAGCCAUCUUCGGCGUCAUCAGAAGCAGAAUUACCUUUGCUGGUUUAUAUAUAUAUAUAAAAAGAUCCGUCACGGCCAGUUCGUAUGGCCUAUGGAUACCGCAGUUACCCCAUACACGCUGCUUACUCCGUCUGUGAUAUACGCAAAUCUAUAUAUCUUAUAAUAUUUUGCUAUUAGUAUUGUUUUCCCAUGAACAGCCAGACCAGAUAACAACCAGAAAUAUACUUGAACUCAGCAGCUUGAGAUCAUCCAUGCAUACACACCUUAUAUAUAUAUAUAUAUAUAUAUAUAUAUAUAUAUAUAUAUAUAUAUAUAUAUAUAUAUAUAUAUAUAUAUAUAUAUACCGCCAUUAGAUUUAUCACAGUAUAAAUAACUCUGAAAUUUCAAAGUUAUUGUGCUAAAAUAGUUACCAUAACCAGGAGGGGGUUACUUCUGCCAUAUUACAUGAAACUAAGUUACCAUGAGGUUACCAUACAUGACACAAUAGGGAGGAAUAGGAAAGACAUGAGUGCCAGGCAGGCCAUUAUGUACACCUUUGCGAUAGUCAUUUGUCAGAGAAACUUAUAUGAUAUUGGAAUAAUUUAGUAGUAAGGUGUUAACGAUGGUUCACAGAUUUCAUUGUUUCUGUCCCAGAUAUUUUUCAGACCAAAACGAUUCCAAUUCUGUCACUCACCCACAUGUCCUUGUCCGUGUACCAUUCAUCUGUGUUUUCUAGAAUUCUACGUGGCAUGCACUAAAUAUCAUAAACAAUGAUAUGUAUUGAUCACACUAUUAAUAUAUAAAUUCUGACUGAUGUCUAGUAUAUAGACGGACAUUUGGACCUAAAUUGAAGGUUUUUCUCUGAUUACAUUCUUUGUAAAGUUUUGCAUAAAGAAUAAUAUGUA